This is a messenger RNA of Callorhinus ursinus (northern fur seal), 2534 nucleotides long. The record is from RefSeq and is a predicted model, not a curated record. NCBI's taxonomy places the organism in Eukaryota, Metazoa, Chordata, Mammalia, Carnivora, Otariidae.
CAGCCUAACAUGGAUAUGUAGUUGGAAAGGGGAGGGGACCCCCAGGGGUCUUUGGAUCACACUUCGAGAACUGCUGAAGGAGAUGAUUUCAUUUUAAAAUCACUGUGAUGACCUUUAGUGUUCUAAGUGAAAGAAAACUUACUCUUUUUUGGAACACCUCAUUCACCUUCCCUUAGUUCCCUUCAUUCGUUAUUUCCAAGUUCUUUUUCCCCUUUUCACCUUUCUUACUUAUGUUGAGUGGGUAGGAUCUGAUAGUGCAAUUUUCCUUUACUUUCAUACUUAAAACUUUAUUGGAUUUUCCCCCUUCUCUCAUCUGAGGUAAAGCAGAAACAAAACAAAAAAACCCUUCAUAUGUUAUUCCUGUCUCCAGAGCCCUUGGUUAUUUAGUAGCUGGUCAGAUGAAAGUUGGUGGUAUUUUGUGUAUUUAUUAACUUUCUGGUUUUAAAAAGUUUUCUCUCUCUCUGCACUACAUUUUAAUAUUUCUUAUUGUGGAAGAAGAAAAUUCAUCUGAAACAGAGGAGCAGAGACUUGAGUUGUCAGAGUGACUUCUUGGCUUUCCCUUCUCUAUUGAUCAGAGGCACAAAGAAAGUGUAGCUUCUGAGCUGAAUGAUGACAACAUUGCAGAGUAAAGAAGAAUAUGGGAAGUGGCCAAAGAAAACCUUUGCCCCACCUGCACAAAAAUUGCAUAGCUUGAUGUGCUAUAGCCCUAACUCACCCAAGGAGGAGACCCUGGGGAUCAGUUCCCCAAAGGCCAGGUCAGAGAAGAAGGAAGAGAAAGCAACCACAGGAAAUGGUCCAAGCAGUGGCCUGGAGAAUAAAGGAAAGCCUCAAGACAAGCAAGCAGAGAAGAAAGAAAAGGAAAGAGCAAGUCUCACCAAUGCAGAAUUUGAGGAGAUUGUCCAGAUUGUGCUACGGAAGUCCCUCCAGGAGUGCUUGGAGACUUCCUGUGCCCAGCCCAUAAGAUGCACCCAAUUAGACAAGGAACGAGGAAUUUCUUCUACUGAUAAUGAUGAUGCUGAUGGAGAGAGGGUAAUGGUACCUCAUAUUCUAGAGAUUUCAGCCACUGAGGAAGCUGGAGUAACCUCUGUGAGAAAGACAUCUAAGCCAGGCCAGCCAGAUCCUGCACCCUCUCAGAAGAAAUUCAAUAGACCUUCCCUAAUCAAAGGAAAGAAGAGAGCUCAAAAUGAGAAAAUGGAAAAGGCCCAAAGUGGACAUGAGCAGAGACAGAAAAACCAGCUGAAAAAAACAGUUCAAGAUGAUUCUCAGACCAGAAACCAACAAAAAGGAGAAGACGGUGGUUUUAGUCAAUGUCUCGUCUGGGUCCAAUGUUCCUCCCCAAACUGUGAGAAGUGGAGGCGGCUUCGUGGGAACAUUGACCCCUCAGUGCUUCCUGAUAAUUGGUCCUGUGAUCAGAAUACAGACUCGAGGUACAAUCGCUGUGACAUCCCUGAGGAGUCCUGGACAGGGCGUGAGAGUGAUGUGGCCUAUGCCUCCUACAUCCCAGGAUCCAUCAUCUGGGCCAAGCAAUACGGUUACCCCUGGUGGCCAGGCAUGGUAGAAUCUGAUCCUGACCUGGGGGAAUAUUUUCUUUUUGCUUCUCAUCUUGAUUCCCUGCCGUCUAAAUACCAUGUGACAUUUUUUGGAGAAACAGUCUCUCGUGCUUGGAUCCCAGUCAACAUGCUAAAGAACUUCCAGGAGCUGUCCCUGGAGCUAGCUGGAGUGAAAAAGUGCAGGAACAAGGACUGCAACCAGAAGCUGGGAGCAGCCCUGACGAUGGCUCAAGAGGCAGAACAGAUCAGUAUACAGGAACGGGUUAACUUGUUUGGUUUCUGGAGCCGAUACAAUGGAUCUGACAGUCGUGGGGAAGGAAAAGACGUAAGGCUUUCUGGGGCUAACAGCCCAGAUUCCUGCUUGGAGAAAGAAGAGGAAGAGUCAGAGUUGGAGGCGAAGGAGUUGGAAGAGGAGGAAGAGAAAAAAGACCCAACUUUGUCCAGUCCCAAGCCAGCCAAAAUUCAGACCAAAAAACCCAAGGCAAGAGGCCUAACAGAUGGACAAGAUGUGACCCUGCAAAAGAAGACAAUGAAGAGAGCUCUGGGAAAUAAAUCUGCAGCCUCUCCUGUACCCAUAACAGGAAGGAAAGAAAGGCAUGGGAAAUCGGAGCCUGACCAGCCAGGCCCUAAGAAAAAAUUUAAAGCUCCUCAAAGGAAAGCCUCAGGAACCAGCUUGUCUAAGGACAAAGAAGCUAGAAUGGUGCCCAAGGGCCUGACCCCACCAGCUCAUCGCGGGGUCUGUCCCCUGGGGGGGAAAGAAGGCUGGAAGUGUCCUCCAGCGGCUGGAAGUGUCCCCCCUGAUGAUGACAUCUCCAGUGACCUGGACCUGGAGCAACUCCUGGAAGAUGUUGGAAAAGAGCCAGAGCAACUGGAGGGGCCGCAGUGUGGAGAUGACCCUGGGGAGUUCACGUUGGCCUUCUUCGAGGAAUAGCUGUGUGCACCUGCCUCCCUGCUGCUCUCUCACUCCCUUCCCUGCCAGCAGCA